Messenger RNA from Miniopterus natalensis, 3663 nucleotides. NCBI's taxonomy places the organism in Eukaryota, Metazoa, Chordata, Mammalia, Chiroptera, Miniopteridae. The record is from RefSeq and is a predicted model, not a curated record.
UCCAGUCGCUCCGACGUGAAGGCAGCUGUCAGGGGCAGUUCCCCACUCGGGGGCCACGGAAAGAAGCCCCCCAGCGCCCACGCCAUGAAGGAGGAGGCCUUCCUGCGGCGCCGCUUCUCCCUGUGCCCGCCUUCCUCCACCCCGCAGAAAGCCGAGCCCCGUCCGUUUCAGAGGGAUUUGGUGCUCCCGGGGGAGCCAGGCCGCCCGCCAUGCGUCUCACCCCAGCGCUGUCUUGCAGGGAAGGACAUGGAGCCCAACAGCCCGUCGCUGCCAAGGGAUGAAGGGCCCCCGACCCCCGGCUCCGCCACGAAGUUGCCGCCGGCUGAGUACAGGCUGUGCAAUGGGUCCGACAAGGAAUGUGUGUCCCCAACGGCCAAGGUCACCAAGAAGGAGACUCUCAAGGUGCAGAAGGAAUACUACCGGCAGGAGAAGAAACGUGCCACCAAGCAGCUGCUCAGCGCCCUGACGGACCCGCGCGUGGUCAUCAUGGCCGACAGCCUGAAGAUCCGAGGGACCCUGAAGAGCUGGACCAAGCUGUGGUGCGUGCUGAAGCCGGGGGUCCUGCUCAUCUACAAGACGCCCAAGGUGGGCCAGUGGGUGGGCACGGUGCUCCUGCACUGCUGCGAGCUCAUCGAGCGGCCCUCCAAGAAGGACGGCUUCUGCUUCAAGCUCUUCCACCCCCUGGACCAGUCUGUCUGGGCCGUGAAGGGCCCCAAAGGCGAGAGUGUGGGCUCCAUCACGCAGCCCCUCCCCAGCAGCUACCUGAUCUUCAGGGCCGCUUCGGAGUCAGACGGGCGCUGCUGGCUGGACGCCCUGGAGCUGGCGCUGCGCUGCUCCAGCCUCCUGCGGCUCAGCGGGAGCAAGCAGGGCUGCGACCGGGAGCCCGGGUCCUCGCCCGACGGGUCCCCCUCCUCGCUCUGUGGGCUGCCCCCCUCGGCCGCCAUCCACGACCAGGACCUGUUCCCGCUGAACGGGUCCUCCCUGGACGAUGCUCUCUCAGACAAGUCAGAGAGGGAGGUGGGCGAGGAGUCGGACGAGGCCCAGGACCACAGCCAGAGGACCAAUGGGAGCGGGAGUGACCUGUCCGAGGCUCCCAGGGCCCCAGCCCCUCGAGGAACCACGUACGUGGAGCAGGUCCACGAGGAGCUGGGGGAGCUGGGCGAGGCGUCCCAGGUGGAGACGGUGUCUGAGGAGAACAAGGGCCUGAUCUGGACGCUGCUGAAGCAGCUGCGGCCCGGCAUGGACCUGUCCCGCGUGGUUCUGCCCACGUUCGUGCUGGAGCCCCGCUCCUUCCUCAACAAGCUCUCCGACUACUACUAUCACGCCGACCUGCUGUCCCGGGCCGCGCUGGAGGAGGACCCCUACAGCCGCAUCAAACUCGUGCUGCGUUGGUACCUUUCUGGCUUCUACAAGAAGCCCAAGGGGAUCAAGAAGCCCUACAACCCCAUCCUGGGGGAGACCUUCCGCUGCAGCUGGUUCCACCCCCAGACCAACAGCCUCACCUUCUACAUCGCGGAGCAGGUGUCGCACCACCCGCCCGUGUCCGCCUUCCACGUCAGCAACCGGAAGGACGGCUUCUGUAUCAGUGGCAGCAUCACGGCAAAGUCCCGGUUCUAUGGAAACUCACUGUCGGCUCUGCUGGACGGCAAGGCCACGCUCACCUUCCUGAACCGGGCAGAGGAUUAUACCCUCACCAUGCCCUACGCCCACUGCAAAGGAAUCCUGUACGGCACCAUGACCAUGGAGCUGGGCGGCAGGGUGACCGUCGAAUGCAAGAAGAACAACUUCCAAGCUGAGCUGGAGUUCAAGCUCAAGCCUUUCUUUGGGGGCAGCACAAACAUCAACCAGAUCUCGGGGAGCAUCUCAUCGGGAGAGGCGGUGCUGGCACAUCUCUCGGGACACUGGGACAGGGAGGUGUUCAUCAAGGAGGAGGGCCGAGGAGGCCCAGAGCCCUUCUGGAACCCGAGCGGGGAGGUUCGCGGGCAGAGGCUGAAGCGGCGCACAGUCCCGUUGGAGGAGCAGGGGGAGCUGGAGUCGGAGAGGCUCUGGCAGCAGGUCACCAAGGCCAUCAGGGAGGGUGACCAGCACAAGGCCACGCAGGAGAAGCUUUUCCUGGAGGAGGCGCAGCGGCAGCGGGCCCGCGAGCGCCAGCAGAGCCUAGUGCCAUGGACACCCCAGCUGUUCCACCUGGACCCCGCCACCCAGGAGUGGCGCUACCGAUUUGAGAACCACAGCCCCUGGGACCCCCUGAAGGACAUCGCCCAGUUUGAGCAGGAUGGGGUUCUGCGCACCCUGCAGCGGGAGAGCCUGACCCGCCAGACCCGCCUGGUGGGCAGCCCAGGGCCCAGGCACCAGGGGCCUGGCCCAGACCGGCGGCUUCGCAAGGCCAGCGACCAGCCCUCCGGCCACAGCCAGGUCACCGAGAGCAGCGGCUCCACGCCCGAGUCCUGCCCAGAGCUCUCAGAUGAGGAUGGUGACGGAGACUUUGUCCCCGGCAGCGAGAGCCCGUGCCCAAGGUGUGGGAAGGAGGCGGGGCGGCUGCAGGUGCUGCACGAGGCUGUCCUGUCCAUCCGGGAAGCGCAGCAGGAGCUCCACAGACACCUCUCGGCCAUGCUCAGCUCCACAGCCAGGGCCAGGCCAGGGGCCCCGGGCCUCCUGCACAGCCCCCGCUCCUGGUUUCUGCUCUGCGUGCUCCUGGCCUGUCAGCUGCUCAUGAACUACAUUUUCACCUAAGAGUCCUUCGGGAGCGUGGCUUCGGGGUGCGUGGCCAUCGCCUGUGGAACUCCCUCCGGGGCCAGCUCCAGCCCUCCCUCCUGGGCACCCAGCACUUUAAACCAGCCCCAGGGAGACAGAGAGACAUUGGGAGCUCGGCCACUGUGGACAGAGGCGCCCUGGUGAAAGGAGAACAGCAGCAGGGACCCAGGGGCCACCCAUCUCCUCUUGGGGAGAUACUGGCCUCUCAGCAGGGCCCCCGCCCAGCACUGGCCUUAAUGCUUAAGCCAAAUGCCACUGUUGUCCUGUGGCCCACUCCCUGGUCAUCUGGCCUCUCACUCCCAGUCCAGCUUCCACUUGCCCGGUGAGAUUGGCGCAGGUGGGGAGUCGGAGGGCCUGCCCGGGUUAGAGGGUCACUCCCCAGCAGGAGUGCAGGGGGUGAAGGAGCAAGCCAGGGGUCCCAGGGCCUCCUUGGUCCUGAUGCCCCUCCUGAGACCCUGCCUGUGUCGCCCCGGAGCCGCCGCGGGAGGGAUACCCGCGCCGCUCCGCCCAACUUCCUGGGGUUUUGCUCUGCCCUUGAGCUGUUGGGCAGGAGCCUAGCUGGAAGUCCUGGGGCAGCCCCGUCCUGCUGGUGGGGUGGGAACAGUGCCAACGCUGGCAGGCCCGCGGCUUGGCCGGACUGAUGGUCUCCCACUCCACACUUUUUAAAUAAAUGCAAUUGCAGUAUUUUAGGCAGAUGGCCAACGGCGUCUGGCCGCCGGUGUCCGCUGCCACGUGUGUGUGUGAGCGCCCACACGCGUAGGUACACACGGAGCUUUCGAGCUCGGGGGCCGCCUCUGAGCUGAUUGCCUCAUGUCCCAGGUUUUGUACCCCUGUUUCUGUCGCGCCCCCAUCCCGAAUCUGGGGACGCGUCUGUGGUCCAUUCCUUGAAAUAAAGAAACACAUGCUGCA